GGCUGCCGAACGUGCAUGAUCCGUGAGGCCGCCCUACGCACAUUAUUCAUGAGGCGGCGAGUGAGGGGCAGGCCCGGCGCCGCUCCGGCUCCUCAUUGGCCGCAGGGGCACGGCGCAGCGCAGGCGCGGCGGGGCGCGCGGCGGCCGCGGGGGCAGGYCGGUGACGCUGGAGGCGGCGGUGGWGCUGCUGCCGCCAUGGAGGACGGCGAAGACUUAGUGUCCGUGGACUACGAGGUGUCCGGCAAAGUUCAGGGCGUGUUCUUCCGCAAGUACACUCAGGGGGAGGCUAAGAGACUGGGACUGGUUGGCUGGGUCCAGAAUACCAGCCAUGGCACUGUCCAAGGCCAAAUCCAGGGUCCAGCUGCCAGGGUGCAGGAGCUGCAAGAAUGGCUCAGGAAGAUAGGAAGUCCCCAGUCCCGCAUCAGCCGAGCAGAGUUCAGCAAUGAGAAGAAGAUCAAGGCGCUGGAGCACAAGGAAUUCCAGAUUGUGAAAUGACUUUGUUGAGGAAGAAGCGAAGUCUGGAGCAUGAGCUGCUUUCAUAGAAUGUUUCCCCUCUUUCCCACUCAUUUGGUCAGCCAAUGUUCAGCUCUGGAGAGCUUUAUUUUAUUAAAUUUCUAAUUUAUUGUU
This is a messenger RNA of Malurus melanocephalus (red-backed fairy wren), 627 nucleotides long. It is a transcript of the gene ACYP1, whose product is annotated as acylphosphatase 1. Gene Ontology annotation, molecular function: acylphosphatase activity. The record is from RefSeq and is a predicted model, not a curated record. The coding region runs from base 16 to 495 and encodes 159 amino acids. Lineage: Eukaryota; Metazoa; Chordata; Aves; Passeriformes; Maluridae. The transcript is spliced from 2 exons.